ACACUUAAAUAAUAUACUUAAAAAUAAAAACCAGUAAGACAGUCAAAAGGAAGCAAAAGAGAAAAAAAAAAAAAAAGAAAAAAAAGAAAGAGAAAAAACCUCUCCUCAGCUUUCGUCCCAAUCGUUCUUUGCUUAUCUCAACAAUCAAACAAAAAUCAACUCCAAAAGAGAAAAAAAAAUCAAAUCAAAUCGCUUGAUCUUUUCGUGUUCUAGAUUUCUAGUCAUGGCGGAUCGCGCGUCCUACAGUUUGGCUCCUCGAUUAGAUAUUGAACAGAUUUUACUAGAAGCGCAGCAUAGAUGGUUAAGACCUGCUGAAAUUUGUGAAAUUCUUCGUAAUUAUCAGAAGUUCCAUAUUACGUCAGAGCCUCCUACCAGACCUCCAAGUGGUUCACUGUUUCUUUUUGAUCGAAAGGUGUUAAGAUACUUUAGGAAGGAUGGACAUAAUUGGAGGAAGAAAAAAGAUGGAAAGACUGUGAAGGAAGCUCAUGAGAAGCUGAAGGUUGGAAGCGUUGAUAUGUUGCAUUGCUACUAUGCCCAUGGAGAAGAGAAUGAGAACUUUCAGAGGCGCAGCUAUUGGAUGCUUGAACCGGAUUUGAUGCACAUAGUUUUUGUGCACUACUUGGAAGUUAAGGGUAGUAGAACAAUUGGAGGCAUAAGAGAGAAUAGUGAUUUAUCAAACUCCCAAACUAGCAGUCUUUUGACUUCUAGCAAUUCUGUUACUCAUACAAAAGAACCUUCUGCCCAUGCGAAUUCAGCAUGUUCAAUAACCAGUUUAACUUCCUUAUAUGAAGAUGCUGAUUCUGAGGAUAGUCGCCAAGCAAGUUCUAGAGUCCGUACAUCGCCCCAAAUAGGAAAUGCUACUGUGAUGGACAAGUUGGAUCCUGGCUUUUUAAAUCAUUAUUCUCCACAUCCCAUUCAAGGCCAGUCAUCAAUUCCUGGAGUAACUGAAGUUUCACAUCUUCAUGGAGAUAGACCUGGGGAUACUAAUUACGGCUCUUGCAUUAGUGAAGCUCAAAGAACACUUGGUUUGACAUCGUGGGAACAGGGCUUGGAGCCAUAUGUGCCUGUAUAUGCUGAUGCAUUUUCUAAUACUUCACUGACUUCCACUCAACCUGAUACUAUUAGCAUCAGCCUGCAACAAGAAACCAUGAUGAAAGGCAAGCUAUUAGCUGUCGAGAGUGCUGGCGGGGAGUUUGGAAAUCCUUUGCCUACACAACCACAUUGGCAGAAUCCUUUGGCCGACAAUGCCUUAGAGCUGCCCAAAUGGUCCAUGGAUUCAUCUUCAAAUUUUGAUUUGCCGUUUGAUUCUAAGUUAUUUGAGCAAAGUGCUCAUGAUUUUCAAAACACUCUUGAGGAAUUUGCCGGCCAUGGUGUUUUCAACGACCAGCCUCUGCAUAAAAACCUUCAAAUGCAGAGUAUCAAUGCAGAUUCCCAUUCUGUCUGGAGAACAUAUCCUGAUAAUUAUAUGCAUUUGGAUGGAAAUGUCAACUAUGCUUUAUCUCUGAAAAAAUCAUUACUUGAUGGUGAAGAAAGCUUGAAGAAAGUUGACAGUUUUUCACGAUGGGUUACUAAAGAACUUGGAGAAGUAGAUAAUCUGCAGAUGCAAUCUUCAUCUGGUAUUGCCUGGAGCACUGUUGAGUGCGGAAGUGUAUCUGAUGAUGCUUCUUUGAGCCCUUCUCUCUCCCAUGACCAACUCUUCAGCAUAGUUGAUUUUUCACCAAAGUGGGCUUACAUAGACUUAAAAACUGAGGUGUUGAUUAUUGGAACAUAUUUGAGGAGUCAAGAGCAAGUAGCAAAAUGUAACUGGUCAUGUAUGUUUGGGGAAGUGGAGGUUCCAGCUGAGGUCAUUGCAGAUGGCAUUCUUUCUUGUUAUGCUCCACCUCACAGUGUUGGGCAAGUCCCUUUUUAUGUUACGUGUUCCAACAGGUUAGCUUGUAGUGAAGUCCGAGAAUUUGACUAUCGAGCAGGAUUCACUAAAGACAUAAACAUUUUGGAUAUCUAUGAUAUUGCUUCAAGAGAAAUGCUGAUGCGAUUCGAGAGGUUACUUUCUCUGAAAUCUUCCAAUUAUCCUAAUCAUCAUUCUGAAGGUGUUAGGGAGAAGCGAGAAUUAAUUACUAAAAUUAUAUCAAUGAGAGAGGAAGAGGAAUGCCACUGGAUUGUGGAUCCCUCAUCUGAUAAGGAUGUGUCUCAACAAAAAGAAAAGGACUGCCUCCUUCAGAAAUUGAUGAAAGAGAAGUUGUACUCAUGGCUACUUCACAAAAUAAUGGAAGAUGGUAAGGGCCCGAAUGUAUUAGAUGAGAAGGGUCAAGGUGUACUACACUUAGCUGCUGCACUUGGUUACGAUUGGGCAAUAAAACCUACUGUUACUGCUGGAGUUAGUAUAAAUUUUCGUGAUGCAAAUGGAUGGACUGCACUGCACUGGGCUGCUUUCUGUGGCAGAGAGCAAACAGUUGCUAUUCUAGUGUCCCUGGGAGCAGCGGCGGGAGCCCUUACAGACCCAACUCCAGAAUUUCCUUUGGGCAGACCUCCUGCAGACUUGGCUUCGGACAAUGGACACAAAGGAAUUUCUGGUUUUCUUGCUGAAUCUUCCUUGACUAGUUUCCUUUCUAAUCUCACAAUGAAUGAUCAAAAGGAAGCUGUACAAACAGUUUCAGACAGAAUAGCAACUCCUGUAUAUGAUAGUGAUGAGAUACUGUCAUUGAAAGACUCACUUACUGCUGUAUGCAAUGCCACACAAGCUGCCGAUCGUAUACAUCAAAUGUUCAGGAUGCAAUCCUUCCAGCGGAAACAAUUGAGUGAGUCUGGUCAUGGUGUGUCAGAUGAGCAUGCUAUUUCACUUCUAACUGCUAAGGCACGCAGGCCAUUACAUAUUGAUGGGGUGGCUCAUGCUGCUGCAACACAAAUCCAGAAAAAGUACCGUGGUUGGAAGAAAAGAAAAGAAUUCUUAUUGAUCCGGCAAAGAAUUGUCAAAAUCCAGGCCCAUGUUAGAGGACACCAGGUGAGGAAACAGUAUAGAACAAUCAUCUGGUCGGUGGGUAUUCUGGAGAAAGUUAUUCUACGGUGGAGACGUAAAGGAAGUGGUUUGCGAGGAUUUCGACGAGAUGCAAUUACCAAGGAACCUGACCCACAGUGCACGCCCUCGAAAGAGGAUGAUUAUGAUUUUCUUAAGGAAGGAAGGAAACAAACUGAGGAAAGGCUGCAAAAGGCACUUACUAGGGUUAAGUCCAUGGCUCAGAAUCCUGAAGGACGAGGUCAAUAUCGAAGGCUGCUGACCUUGGUUCAAGGGAUUCGUGAGAACAAGGCUUGUGAUAUGGUUCUGAGCAGUACAGAAGAAGCAGGUGAGGGUGAAGGAGACGGUGAUGAAGACUUUAUUGAUAUCGACUCUCUUUUAGAUGAUGAAACUUUCAUGUCGAUUGCAUUCGAAUAAGGUCCUUCGAACCUUUGCCCUAUCAAAACUGUACAGAAACCGGUACGACAGCUUUCGUUGCAGCAUUAGGAAGGGUUUUAACUUCCGUUGUGUCUGUAAAUAUAGCCAUCUAACGUACAUCGAUUGUAUGUUUGUUUUUAGGUGACAUGUGAAAUCCGUUUUUUACUUUUGUUUGUCAGGUUAAAUAGUGACUUUAAUCCCAUAUAAAUUUCUUGACUCAGAAAAGGGUUAGAGUAGUAUUUUAUUGGUUGUUUCAUGGGAGAUUUAGCGUUAAAAUCUGUUGAGAGGAAGGGGUUAUGAGUGACAUUUUAGAUAUUAAUAUGUACUUAUUGAUUCCCUUUGUGUGCUUAA
Messenger RNA from Gossypium arboreum, 3778 nucleotides. RefSeq names its product calmodulin-binding transcription activator 2-like. Gene Ontology annotation, biological process: regulation of transcription by RNA polymerase II. Gene Ontology annotation, cellular component: nucleus. NCBI's taxonomy places the organism in Eukaryota, Viridiplantae, Streptophyta, Magnoliopsida, Malvales, Malvaceae. The record is from RefSeq and is a predicted model, not a curated record. The transcript has 13 exons. Bases 224 to 3427 code for a protein of 1067 amino acids. Gene Ontology annotation, molecular function: transcription coregulator activity; protein binding; double-stranded DNA binding.